Cryptococcus amylolentus CBS 6039 is the source of this 885-nucleotide messenger RNA. RefSeq lists its product as hypothetical. The record is from RefSeq and is a predicted model, not a curated record. Gene Ontology annotation, molecular function: oxidoreductase activity. The transcript has 5 exons. The coding region runs from base 1 to 822 and encodes 273 amino acids. Lineage: Eukaryota; Fungi; Basidiomycota; Tremellomycetes; Tremellales; Cryptococcaceae.
AUGGUACAUUUAUCUCUCGACUCGACCAUCAAGCUGCCCAGCGGCAACCUCAUUCCCCGCCUCGGCUUCGGUGUCUACCAAGCUCGCUCGAAGGAGUGUGAACAGGCGGUAAUGAAGGCCGCAGAGGCUGGCUACAGACACGUGGAUUCGGCUCAGGGCUAUCACAAUGAAGAUCCCGAAGAGGUUCUGCAGGUCCUGCGAAAGUCUAUCAAAAAAAUCGAUCGGUCGGGUGAAGGAGAGCCAUACAUCGACUUGAUGCUGAUACACGCACCCUGGGGCGGAGAUGAAGGGCGGAGGAACAAUUGGGAGGCGCUGGGCCUGGCACAGAAGGAAGGCUGGGUCAAAGAUAUCGGAGUGUCCAACUUUGGGGUUGCCCAUCUUAAAUCUCUACCUGGACCUCUCCCAGCAGUCAACCAGAUUGAGCUGCACCCUUUUUGCCAACAGCGCGACAUCGUUGAAUACUGCCAAGAGAAAGGCAUCGCUAUCGAAGCUUAUUCGCCCCUCAUGAGAGGAGAGGAGAGAUAUUGGAAUCACCCUGUCUUGGUCAAAAUAUCAAAGAAGCACAAGAAAGAUGUAGCUCAGAUCGCUAUCCGAUGGAGCUUGCAAAAAGGGUACGUCGGCGUCCUAUCGUCUUGCGAUCGCGCGUGCUUACCAUACACCGCCAGUUUCAUCCCAUUGCCCAAGUCUGUCACACCAGCCCGUAUCCAAUCCAAUGCCGAUGUGUUUGACUUUGAACUCAGCAGCGAGGAGAUGGUAGAGAUUGACGGACUCGAUAAGGGCACGGAAGGCGCCAUCACCUGGAAUCCAGUUAAUCACGAAUAAGACAUGCUCUGCUCGACGACCACUUUAUAUAUCAUUAAGGAUGCAUUGAUGUCAAGAGAUCCC